Molecule: messenger RNA, 1070 nt
Organism: Sciurus carolinensis (gray squirrel)
Lineage: Eukaryota; Metazoa; Chordata; Mammalia; Rodentia; Sciuridae
Gene: Ensa
Product: endosulfine alpha
Exons: 4
Coding region: 141-506 (121 amino acids)
Cellular component (GO): cytoplasm
Molecular function (GO): protein phosphatase inhibitor activity
Source: RefSeq, a predicted model, not a curated record
GGGCAAGGGCCGCCAUUUUGACUGAGCAACCAUAGUGACAGGAGCUGAAACAGCAGCGCAGGUUGUCCCCGUUUCCCCUCCCCCUUCCCUUCUCCGGUUGACUUUCCGGGUCCCCUACACUCCACAGUCCCGGUUCCGUCAUGUCCCAGAAACUAGAAGAAGAGAACCCUGCGGAGGAAACCGGCGAGGAGAAGCAGGACACACAAGAGAAAGAAGGUAUUCUCCCUGAGAGAGCUGAGGAGGCAAAGCUAAAGGCCAAAUAUCCAAGCCUAGGACAAAAGCCUGGAGGCUCUGACUUCCUCAUGAAGAGACUCCAGAAAGGGCAAAAGUACUUUGACUCAGGAGACUACAACAUGGCCAAAGCCAAGAUGAAGAAUAAGCAGCUGCCAAGUGCAGGACCAGACAAGAACCUGGUGACUGGUGACCACAUCCCCACCCCACAGGAUCUGCCCCAGAGAAAGUCCUCACUCGUCACCAGCAAGCUUGCGGGUGGCCAAGUUGAAUGAUGCUGCCUGGGGCUCCGCCAGAUCCUGAGACGCUGCCCUCCUGGGUCCUGUGCUGGCUCCUGCCCCUCCCUGCUUUUGCAGCCAGGGGUCAGGAGGUGGCUCGGGCACGGGCUGGAGAGGCAGAAGCCCCUGCCCAUUGCUGUCCCAAGCACAUGGAGCCCCUUGGGCUGAGCACCAAGACCUUGAACCUUUUUUGUUUUACCUUUUUUUCCAAAUAACUGUUGGGAGAAAUCUCAAUGAAAUCCCAUGGGUGGGGUUGAGAGGGUGAGUGGAAGAUUUGGGUGACUAUGAAUUAGGGUUUAGAGUUGAUGAAAACAUUCCUGACAGUCCUCCCUCUUAACCCAGCAGCUGGUGUGGGGUGAAUGUGAGGGGGAGAAAGUGGAAUAUUCUAAUGAUAUUCAGCUCUAUAGACAAAUGCCUUGUUUCAAAAUGGCUGGAGACCUAGUGUUGGAUAAAAGAAACUGUUGAUCUACAUGGAACAGAUGCAAACAGUUCUGGUUCUGCAGAGCAAGACUCAAUGUUAAUUGUUCAUUAAAAAAAAAAAAAAAAAUCCUGUCCUUGAAA